This is a messenger RNA of Notolabrus celidotus (New Zealand spotty), 1468 nucleotides long. It is a transcript of the gene gstt2, whose product is annotated as glutathione S-transferase theta 2. The coding region runs from base 140 to 826 and encodes 228 amino acids. Gene Ontology annotation, biological process: glutathione metabolic process. The transcript has 5 exons. Gene Ontology annotation, cellular component: cytoplasm. The record is from RefSeq and is a predicted model, not a curated record. Gene Ontology annotation, molecular function: glutathione transferase activity. Lineage: Eukaryota; Metazoa; Chordata; Actinopteri; Labriformes; Labridae.
CCUGCUCGGCCUGUAGGGGCGCAGCACUGCAGGAGAGGCCAGUGACAGACAGCAGACUCACAGAGGAAGAAGGACAGCUGUUUCCUUCACUCCUGUCUUUAUUUCCCAGUUUUCACCUUUAAGUUAAAGCCCAGUCUCGAUGGCAGCCCGUCGCCUGGUGGAGGUCUACCUGGACCUCUUGUCGCAGCCGUGCCGCGCGGUCCAGAUCCUGCUCAGCUGCAACCAGGUCCCCCACACGGUCCGGACCGUGGCUCUGAGGAGAGGAGAACAGAGGAGUCCGGACUUCACUAAGUUGAACCCCAUGCAGAAAGUCCCUGUGAUGGACGACAACGGCUUCGUCCUCACUGAGAGUGAUGCCAUCAUGAAAUACCUGGCCACCAAAUAUAACAUCCCUGAGCACUGGUAUCCUCUGCAUCCAGAAAGACGAGCCAAAGUGGACGAAUACACGGCCUGGCAUCACACCAACACCCGACCACAUGCUGCCAAAGUCUUUAUAAUGGAGGUGCUCCUCCCGGCUCAGACGGGCUCUCCGGCGGACACGGCGAGUUUGAAUCGCGCUCUCUCUCAGCUCGAUGACACUCUGGACAAACUGGAGUCCAUGUUUCUGCGCAGACAGCCGUUCCUCUGCGGCGAUGACAUCACUCUGGCCGACCUGCUCGCCAUCUGUGAGCUCAUGCAGCCGAUUGGAGGAGGCAGAGACGUCCUGAAGCAGCGCCCUCUACUGCAGAGCUGGAAAAGCAGAGUCCAGUCUGCUGUGGGGGAGUCCUUCGACCAAGCGCACGCUGCUCUGUACGCCGUCAGGGACCGCCGCAAAGCCAAGCUGUGACAUCAUCGCAGAGGGGCGGAUCUCCGGAGUGAUGUCACGCGGAGAGGCGGGGCCUGAAUGAAGGACGGGCUAACCUCACUUAUAAUCAAUAAUCCUGCAGCUUUCUUCAGAUCUCAUGAGCAGAAAGGUUUAAACUCGCAUAGAUUUGAAAAUGUUUGACUCAUUUUUGAGCUGUCAUGAUUCAGUGGUUGAAGACGUGUCGUAUCAAUGAAGCUGAUUAAUACCCGGGUUUUUAAAGGAUCGUAAGAAAGCUGUCUCAUGUGAUACUCGCUUGUUGAUCAUGACAGCAGCUUUACAGCAGAUGAUUUAAAGUAUAAAUAAUCACAGGAGAAUAUAUUCAUAAUCCUAGUCUUACAUCACAGUUUGAACAUUUAGAGCUUAUCAUUAAAACAGGAUCCUGCUUCUCCAGGUUUAGUGGACAAAGACCUGAUUCAAGACCAUGUGAUCAGUCAGCUCUUUUAAAACUGGAGCGCUUUAAAGUCUGAGAAGUGGAUUGUUGAGGUCUCGUUUUUCUCUCUGUGACUAACAUGUUGAUUUUUGUGAAUGAAAUGUCAGCAGGUCUCAGAGGUCUGCAGUUCACCCUGCCUUUAAAUCAUUCUUGUAAUUAAAAUAAUAAAGUUUAAGAGAUUUAUUUUCACAAAA